AUGCUCUUCGCAGAUUCCGAUUGCUUUAGCAUUUCUUGUGAUGAUGGUACUCACAUUUGUCAAGUAACUUUAGUCAAAGAUCUACCCGACGAUGUUAUAACUCAAGGAGACGACGUUAUUCUCAACAUAGAAGCAAAUCAACCAGAUUCCACCGAAACUGGAUUAAGCAUCCUCAUAAUAUCACUUCAAACUGAAGUUGACGAAAACAACAAUGGCGUAGUUACCAUGAUUGAACAAAAUAUUACUAUUGAUUCGCCGCAAGACCAAGCAGUGGAUGUUACUUUCUCGGAAGGUGGAGUGGUGAUAAUACAACAGAGACAACUCUGCGUUCUAAAACAACGCUGUAUCAUCAACUCUUGUUUCUCGUUCGCCGUUACGGAUAACUAUGAACUUCAGCAAGAUCCUAGUAAUGAUCAUCAGUGGACGGUGACUGUAAUUCAAAACCUACCCGACGAUGUAUUACAGAGUGGUGAAGAUCUAAUACUAAGUCUUCAAGCUCAUAUCCCGGGAUCAUCUAGUAGUAUCGUAACUACAGAGACUUUGAUUAUAGAACUACCUGCAGUAGUAACAACCCCGAAAUUUUUGAACGCUAUUUACAGUGCUGAAUACGAAAGUAAUGGAGAUGAAAACACAGUAACAUUGUCUGACGGACCUAUACAAUUAACUGCAACAGAAAACAUAAAUGUUGUCUUUGUUGAUACUUAUUCCGAAAAUUUUGACUUUACUCUGGAUGCUGAUCCACAAAUUACGGUUAAAAAACCAUUAGGAGACGACGUAAUCAGUCAGCACCAAGAAGUACUACUGACCCUACAAGUUUCCCUUGAGGGAUCGACAGACGAUGUAGAGACCGCUGUGAUAGAACUAAAACUACCGCACCUCGACAUACCCAAAACUUUAAAAUUUAACAACCCUUCUUUCGUGUUUUCGUACAUUGUCGAAGGUGACACUCAUUCUAUAGACCAGAAAGGACAAACUAUUAGAGUCACUAACGCUGAAAUGGCGGCAGCAGUCAUCAUUAUGGAAGGAACACACAGUGACAACUUCAAAGUGAACCGAAACGAUGAAGAUGACACCUACAGCAUUAUCAUUGCAAAGAACCUAGAGCAGAGUGUCAUUGAUAGUGAAGUAGAUAUUCUUCUGGUUUUGGAUGCAAGUCUGGUAUUAGUCUACGAUGGUUUUGCUACAGUUUUAAUAAAUCUACCUGCGAAAGAAGCCGGAAUACCUCCUCAAUUUAAAAAUACAUUCUAUGUAGGAAAUUAUGUCUUGGGAGAAGAAAAAGACGGAGAUAGAGUGGAUACGUUCAUGAUUGAUGGGGACCAAAUUAGCCUAAAUGACGGAAUCAGUGAAGAUAUUUCUGUAACUUUGGGAGGAAGUAAAUACGAGUCAUUUUUACCCAACACACGACACACACCACAUGCUACACUUCUGAUUUGUUAUGAUCGUGGUUAAUGUUAAUU
Zophobas morio is the source of this 1457-nucleotide messenger RNA. RefSeq lists its product as uncharacterized. The coding region runs from base 1 to 1449 and encodes 482 amino acids. Lineage: Eukaryota; Metazoa; Arthropoda; Insecta; Coleoptera; Tenebrionidae. The record is from RefSeq and is a predicted model, not a curated record. The transcript has 5 exons.